AUGCCUAAGUGUCAACAGUAUAGGUACAUUCUCCUGAUAGUGGACAAGCUGACCAAAUGGCCAGAAGCAUUCCUGGCUAAAAGAAACGAUGCAGCUUUUGUAGCAAAAGUGUUAUUAAAGGAGAUAGUUCCAAGGUUCUCUAUACCAUCAGUAAUUUCAUCUGACUCUGGGGGAGACUGUUUACAACUAAAGGAGUUCCCUGCAAGCUGCUUUGUCCAAGAAAAUGUUCCACCUGGUACUAGAAUCUACAACUUCAGUGUGACCUUAUCACCAUCAGCAUCAUCUGUAAGCUUGGGGUUUCCUUUGAUAAUAAAUUCAAGUCCUCUGACUCGGGCCUUCUCCAUUAAUGGAUUAUCAGGGAAAAACUUUGAAGUGGUCACCACAGGGCAGCCUCCACUCGAUUUUGAAACUAUGCCAAAAUCCUUUGAUUUGCAGAUUUACGUUAAAGAUGAAGCUGGUGCAAUGGAUUUGGGGCUCUUGACUGUCAAGUUAAAAGAUGUUAAUGAGCCUCCAAUGUUUCUAGACAACUUGGCAAAAGAAACUGUAGAGCUCUAUAUUUUGGAAGGAACAAGUCCUGGACCCAUUUACCAGAUUGAGGCAGUUGAUCCUGAGGACAAAGCCUUAAAGGAGCCUCUUCUGUUUUCCUUGAUCUCUCCACUAGAGUAUUUCAGGGUCUCUACAAAUGGCGUCUUGUUUUCCACAACAACAUUUGAUUUUGAAGCAGGAAAAAAUAGUUAUGUAAUUGAGGUGGAAAUACAGGACAGUGGGGAGCUUAAAGCCACCAGAACAUUCUUAGUAAACAUCAUAAACAUUAAUGAUGAAAGUCCUUACUUUACCAGCUCAAUAAGAGUUUACAGAAUUCCAGAGGAGCUAAGCCCUGGGACUAUCGUAGCCAACGUCACAGCCAAGGAUCCUGAUGAUGAAGACUUUAUGGGCAGACUCCUCUACCAGCUCACGACCCACAAUGAGUAUUUCAUAAUCAAUCAGUUGACUGGAACCAUUCAAAUCGCCAGCAGGAUAAAUCGAGAUGCUGGUAAAUUGAAACACAAUCCCAGUAUCUUUUUGGAAAUUCUUGUGAAGGAUAGACCCAAAGGGGGUCAGGAGAAUCGCACUCAGAUAACCUUCAUCAUUGAAGACAUCAAUGACAAUCCUUCUACGUGCAAUCAGUUUACUUUCAGCAUCUCAGUGCCUGAAAAUACCAUCAAGGGAAUGCUGCUUCUGAAUCUGGUGCAACAUUGCUUUGAUAAUGAUGCCGAAGCACCAAACAACCAGUUCAAUUUCACUGAUCUAUCUGGAGUAAGAAGCAAUGGGAAAUUUUCUCAAGAUCCAGAUGGCUCUGGGAAAAUUUUGCUCAUAGGUGAUCUAGAUUAUGAAGAUUCAAAUAAUCUAGCAGCUGGGAAUAAAUAUGUUUUAGUAAUCCAGGUGCAGGACAUCGUAUCUCCUUAUUUUAAAAGUACCAUUUACAUUUAUAUCCAGACAAUUCCAGAAAAUGAAUUCCCUCUAGUCUUUGAUAGUCCAUCCUAUUUUGAAGUUUCAGAAAUGAAGCCAGUUCAAUCACGCAUUGGGCAAGUGCAUGCAACAGAUAAAGACUAUCCUAAGAGUAACAUCACCUAUUCCAUUCUCUCUGGAGGCUCCACUGUCCAAUACACAGGCCUAUUUUGGAUUAACCCUAAAACAGGAGUGCUCCAGCUCAUGUCUAAGGCUGACUUUGAAUCAGCCCCGCUGCAUAUCCUUACAGUACGUGCUGCCACCAGAGAAAAUACUAGCACAGCCACCGUGACUGUGAAAAUUCUUGAUGAAAAUGAUGAAAAACCAACAUGUGAACCAAAUUUCUACUUCCUGGCAAUCCCUGUGGAUCUAAGAGUUGGCACAAACAUUCACAAUUUCAAACUAAUGUGUGUUGACAAAGAUUCCAGCCCCAGAUCUUUCCGCUAUUUCAUUGGCCAAGGGAACAAGAACAAUCAUUUCACUUUCUCUCCCAAUGCUGGAUCAAAUGUCACAAGCCUCCUGCUUGCAACCCCUUUUGAUUAUUCCAGUGGUUUUGAUAAAGACUGGAACUACAAGCUACUUGUCUACAUAACAGAUGACAACUUACUGACCAGUCGGAAGAAAGCGGAAGCUUUCAUUGAAACAGGAACAGUGACUCUAAAUAUCGAAGUUAUCCCUCCACCAACCACAGUCAUCACCACCACCUCCAUGCCCAGAGUCACCUACCUGAUUCAGAGGGAAAAUGUUUAUUCCUCAUCAGCUUGGUAUGUACCAUUUGUGAUUACUGUGGGCUCCAUGCUACUCUUGGUUCUCCUGGGAUACCAGUUUUUCCUACUGGUGAAAUUCAUCCGAAGACACUGCUCCUUCAAGCCCAAGGAAGACAAAGGAUUACUGGUGAAAAAAGGAGAAACCAAGAAGGCAAAGAGAGAAGUUGUGCUGGAAAUGACCAAGAUUAACACUGUCUUUGAUGGAGAAGCCCUAGACCCAGUUACUGGCAAAAUAUAUGAAUUCAACUCAAAAUCUGGAGCUAGGAAGUGGAAAAACCCAUCCAUCCAGAUAUGGUCAGGAGAGAAAGACUUGAGUGAACAAGUCUCUGUUUGGACUGUGGCAAAUGAUGGUGAAGGGAUGAAACCCCUGGAAAGGAUCACCAAGGAAGGAGAGGGGAAGAACGAGCAAAUGGAAGCCAAUGACAUCCGUGUGGGGCUCAAAAGCGAGGAAGGGAAGGUAGAAACAGCACAAAGUCUAGGAACCCCUAAGCUUCAGAAAUCCAAAGAAGGAAUAACACGGCAGGGGUCUUCCCCAAUCCUCAUAGGCAGGGCUUCCCCCAAAAUACACCCCCUUUCUCCAGUGAAAACCACCAAGAAGUAA
Molecule: messenger RNA, 2856 nt
Organism: Gracilinanus agilis (Agile Gracile Mouse Opossum)
Lineage: Eukaryota; Metazoa; Chordata; Mammalia; Didelphimorphia; Didelphidae
Gene: CDHR3
Product: cadherin related family member 3
Exons: 19
Coding region: 1-2856 (951 amino acids)
Biological process (GO): homophilic cell-cell adhesion
Cellular component (GO): catenin complex; membrane
Molecular function (GO): calcium ion binding; cadherin binding; nucleic acid binding
Source: RefSeq, a predicted model, not a curated record